UUUCCAUGGAAACCAAUAUUUGUUUACUUGGCAGUGUGCAAGGCACAGCUUUUCUGUAAAGAUAUUUAUCAGUAAUAAUUAUUAUGGAGAGAAUUUUUGAUUCGCCCAAUACUUUGGUUCAUUACAGCAAUCCUGUAUUGAUAACAAAGCGAACAGAGAAACCAAGCACUUCCAAAUUUUUAGCAUUAACAAGUGCAGCUGAGUCUGCUCCUAUUGCAUCCAGGAAAAUAACUCUAGCUUCAGAAAAAGCUAGAGAGACUGAAGAGAUUCUAAACUAUAUUUUACCACCUAUAGAAUGGGAAGAGCAAGGACAACUCUGGCGGCAACAGGUGUCAAGCGACCCAGCCACACGAUUGGAUGUUCUGAAGCUGGCGGAGCAGCUGGAGAUGAGACUGCAGCAGCGGCAAGCGAGAGAAACAGGCAUAUGUCCGGUUCGACGAGAACUCUUCACUCAGUGUUUUGAUGAAAUCAUCCGUCAAGUGACAGUGAACUGCGCAGAAAGAGGUCUCCUCCUGCUGCGGGUCAGAGAUGAAAUACGCAUGACAACUGAUGCCUAUCAGGCACUCUAUGAAAGCAGUAUAGCGUUUGGAAUGCGCAAAGCCCUUCAGGCAGAACAAGGAAAGUCGGACAUGCAAGAGUCGAUUGAGAGACUCACAAGUCGGAACGCAGACCUUGAAAAGAACGUUUCAGAGCUGAGAGCCAAAGCUGAGCAGAUUGAGAGAAGAGCCGCUGAGCUGCGAGUGGCCGAGGAGAAGAAGCACGCUGAGGAAAUUAUGUUUCUCAAGAAAACCAACCAGCAGCUCAAGGCACAACUUGAAGGCAUUAUCGCACCAAAAAAAUAAGGAAAUUACGAAAUUCCUACAUAAAAUCAGCGCUAUAAUAUUGUUAUGAACUUUCAAAAUUUGAAUUUCAAAGAAACUGCCAAGUACCGUAUUUGUAUGCAGCUAAUAAGUAUAUUCGGCAGUGAUCCAAUCAAUAACAAGGUUUUCCAUUUUGUAUAUGAAAUGCUUGAAUAUUUAUUUACAUUCUCUGCACUUUCUAUUUUUGAUUCCAUCAUGUAUCAUGAGAAUUAUUAUUAACUUUGAUUAAGGCUUUCGUAGUCUACCAAUAAUCCAAUAAUACAAAAAAUUCGAGUAGAAUAAAAAAAAAUUCGGUACCGUAACGGUAACUAUACUAGAUGUUUUUACUUCCAAUAUAUAGAGAGAUAAUUAUGUUUAUGCACAGUUUUCAAUGUAUAGGGAGAUAUAAUUAUGUUUAUGCACUUAUAUUGAAAUAUUGAAUACCUCAACUGAUCUACGUAUCAUACUGUACCACAAAAACCUUGAGAUGUGUAUUGUUAAGAAUAACAGAAAUAUACCAGGUGAAACGCA
Messenger RNA from Nilaparvata lugens (brown planthopper), 1370 nucleotides. RefSeq names its product 33 kDa inner dynein arm light chain, axonemal (gene Dnali1). The transcript is spliced from 6 exons. Gene Ontology annotation, cellular component: filopodium; axoneme. The coding region runs from base 84 to 842 and encodes 252 amino acids. The record is from RefSeq and is a predicted model, not a curated record. Gene Ontology annotation, molecular function: dynein heavy chain binding. NCBI's taxonomy places the organism in Eukaryota, Metazoa, Arthropoda, Insecta, Hemiptera, Delphacidae.